Neurospora crassa OR74A is the source of this 1178-nucleotide messenger RNA. RefSeq lists its product as hypothetical. Bases 459 to 1178 code for a protein of 239 amino acids. The record is from RefSeq and is a predicted model, not a curated record. NCBI's taxonomy places the organism in Eukaryota, Fungi, Ascomycota, Sordariomycetes, Sordariales, Sordariaceae. The transcript has 3 exons.
AGACGCGCAACCCACGAGCAAACAAGACCGCGAUGCUUGCCGCACUGAAACAUUGAUCGACACACACCGUACCCCCGGGGCGAAGGCCCCAACUUUAAAUCAACCUCGUUGGGCGCGAGCGUCUCCAGCCUUCAGAUGAAUUUGGCGUCGCGUUCGCAGUCCAGCGCUGCUAGCUAAGGGCGGCAAGCUGGUAGCAACACUUGGAUUUCCGUCAUCUGGCGGGUCUCUCUGUCACAGGCAGUUCAUGAUGAAGGCUGCACUACGAUGGGGCGAAUAUACAAGAGCGAGUUCCGAUCAUCGAAAAGGCGUCUUUCGACAAGGCUGUCUUGUUACGACGGCAUCGAGGCUUUCUUCUAGCAGCCACGCCAGUUUCGUCAUAUCCAACUCGGCAGUCCCAACACUCCUUCAGAACUGGCACCCACAACGACACAGGAGGUGAUCGGCAUUCCAAUGCCCCCAUGAUACGAUCAUCGAGAAACUUCGUACAAUCAUUUUACGCCCGGUGGAAACCUACCGAGUCACUCCGCGCCUACUUGGGAUUCGAGGGGCGGAUGCUAUGCCAGUUUGCCAAAUCCUACUGGAAGAGAGGCAGCACACCCUACCUUAUCCGGGGCCCAGGAGAGAUGGACAAAGCUGCUGACGGCACUUUCGACGUUGGUACAAAAGCCAAGUGGUUGACAGACAUGGAAAAUGGGCAGAGGAAGUCGUCUUCACAGAACUUUUCUCUAGAGCUACAACAGGACGACUAUGGGUCAAACAUCACGGCACUUAUCGAGGUGCCUCUAGGCCUUAUUCGUCACACGGCAAAUGUUAUAUCGCCCAGGCUGUGUGUCAUGUUCCAAAGCUGCUAUAGUUCCAACGGCUCAAGUACGUUGGUUUCCACGGCCUUACCGGUUGAGCAUGAACGAAAUCAGUCGAGGCUCUUCCGGCACCCCGGCCAUGUGUGCCUCGCCAUCAUCAACUUGGAUAUUGCUGGCCAUCCUCAGCUCAGCCCUUCUCCCAACCACUGCUGCCAUUUGCAAUCGCAAACUCCUCCUUACAGUCUAUCUUUUUCUGCUUGGAUUGACCAUGGGCCAGGCUGGUCCUGUCAAGACAUAACAUACGACCUUCAAUACAUGGAAAACAACAAGCCCGCUGUGAUUAUCUCGAGUAUCUUCCAACCACAUUCUCAGGAUUGA